Molecule: messenger RNA, 1128 nt
Organism: Symbiodinium sp. CCMP2456
Lineage: Eukaryota; Dinophyceae; Suessiales; Symbiodiniaceae
Source: the annotation of a GenBank genome assembly
AUGAUUGAUGCUUAUGAUGUGCUUGGAGUCGCCUUGGACUGCAAGGAAGAUGACAUCAAGCAAGCGUUUCGCAAGAUGUCACUCCAGAACCAUCCAGACAAGGUGGGUGGAGGCGUUGACGCGACGAAUAAAUUCAAUGAGAUCAAGAAUGCAAAAGAGAUCCUCUCCGACACCGAGCGGCGGAAGAUCUACGACACCUUCGGGGUGGACCUAGGUGAAGAACGACCGGAGAUGGAAGUUUGGUCGAUUGGCAUGAGCACGCUGCUCAGCCCAAUGGGCGGAUUCGUGCUGAAGACGAUCGUGGCUCGCAGCGUGCUGUGGCUGGUCGACUGGGUGUGGAUUGGCCGGUUGCUCAUGCUGCUUGGGCUACUCGCAGCUGGCUGCUAUGCUAUGGACAUCAAGUUCGGAAGCUUCAGCGCCCGAUCGGAAGAGGCACUAUCAAUAUUCAUGAACUUCUUCGUCAUCGACGUUGUGAUUAUUCUCAAUUGGCUAUGGCCCCUUCUCGCAGAUGCAGUGUGUGUUUUCUACCUCGUGGCCGAAAUAGUCAGCGUCCAAAUCCUCAUGGAAAGUUGGAAGAUUGGGGUCGGCGUGGGCUUCUUUUCCCUGUUCUUAGCCUGGCUGGUUCGCGGCUGGUGGCGAUGGAUAGUGGGCUUGGAGAUUCUCCUCGCAGUGGUGCUUCUGAUUGCACUAACGAUCUCCUCGGGGAUCGUGCGGUUGUGGAUCGAUUCAGUUUUCACCCAGCAUGGCGAGAAGCUCAAGGAGUGGCGUAUCAACAUGCGAGCGAAACGAAGAGAGACGGAGGCGGAGUUGGACAAGCUCCGGAAGAGAGUGCAGACCCUCGAGGAAGCCUUGAGGCUGUUUGUCCUUACACAGAUCGCCUAUGGUGCCCUAGACUUAGACGGCACUGGUAAGUAUGAGAGCGUUUUCUGGUCCUCCGAGAAGUGGUUCUGGGAGGUGAAGGUCAAAGACCGACAAAGUGAGCGGCUAAUUUUCCUGGGCGACUAUGCCGAUGCCGAUGAGGCCGCCAAAGUGGCCGACUGCGCCGAACUGGCUUUGGACCAGAUGUAUCCGCCGGAAAAUGGACGGCGAAACUGGAGAAGACACCCGGUUGUGAGGAAACCUUCCUAA